Messenger RNA from Colletotrichum costaricense, 501 nucleotides. RefSeq lists its product as uncharacterized. The record is from RefSeq and is a predicted model, not a curated record. NCBI's taxonomy places the organism in Eukaryota, Fungi, Ascomycota, Sordariomycetes, Glomerellales, Glomerellaceae. The transcript has a single exon. The coding region runs from base 1 to 501 and encodes 166 amino acids.
AUGGCCGCCGCAACCACUCUAUCCUCGCAGGAGCAACCCUCCAACUUUGCCCUCCAGCAAUAUCUAGUUCUUCAAUCUCAACAUGAGGAGCUCCGCCAGCACCUGGACACGAUCCGCCCCAUGACGACCUCCAACACCUCGCUCUCCUCAUCACCGUCCGUGUCCCCGACGCGCAGCACCUGCUCGCCCUUUGGCCAGUACCCCAACGGCGGCGGCGGUAAGAGGCACCACAGCCGAAGCCGUCGCUCGUCGCUAUCGAGCCCCAAGACCCGCCGCAGCAGCUCACUCGCGCCCAUCGCGGACGAGACCACCAUCUGGGCGGUCGCCGAGGAAGAGCAGCGCCUCUUUGACGUCAACGAGGGCAUGAAGCGGGCUCUGAUGGAGCUCCUCAACUGCGAGCAGGUGCGGAGCGACAGCUCGUUUCGCAUGUGGGUGCAGUGCCGUCUUAUGGACACGGAAAAGGAACUUCGUUCUGAGAGACGACGCAAGAGCGCGCCAUGA